CUGGGGCCGUGGCCGGGGCCGGGCCGGGACUGGGCAGCUGUCGAGGCCGUCGCCGCCCCCACCCCCACCGCCCCGCCCCGCGAGCCCGGCGCCCGCGGAUCUCGGCCUCGCCAGCUGCACUGGGGCCUCAGAGUUCUGAUCGUUUGCAUUUGGAGGUUCGGGUGAGCCCCAUCCCCCUGAGCUCUAGAAGAGGAGGAGGAGGUAAAGAAGGAGGAGGAGGAAGAAAGGAAGCCUAGGCGGGAUGAGCCGUCCGAUCCCUCCAGAAGCCACGGGGGUGGGAGAAGCACAGAGCUCCGACCGGCGCCGCCUCCGCGGCUGAGAUCUCGAGGCGUUCCGCAGAGGAGCAGACCCCACCCCGCCGCCCAGGAGCCAUGGACCAGGGCCAGCCCCAGGAGCCGGACCCCAGCCUCCCGCAAGUUGAGGCAGCUGGGAACUCUGCAGCCCCAAGGAUUUCCCCUUCAGGUGACUUCUCCCCACAGACGCCUGCUCUGAUUCCAGACACCCCUCCAGACACCCCGCCGGCCACGAAGAGUCCACUAGGGAGUGCUCAGCCCCCCGCCUCCCCUACCCUGGAGCUGGAGACCUCUCUAGAGCAGACAGUGAUCCAGAAGGAUGACGCUCUCCUGACAGAAGACAAAAGUGGGAAUCUUGCCCCACCGCCCAAAGGGACACCCCAGGACUCCAAAUCCCCUUCUAGAAGCAGUCAGCCAUCCCCAAAUGCUGCCCCAGGCUGCACUAGCCCCAGUCCUAGACAAGAUGCCAAGAAAGCUGGAGAAAGACAUAAACUGGCAAAGGAACGGAGAGAGGAGCGGGCCAAGUAUCUUGCUGCCAAGAAAGCCAUGUGGCUAGAGAAGGAAGAAAAGGCCAAAGCCCUCCGAGAAAAGCAGCUCCAGGAGCGGCGCCGACGGCUCGAGGAGCAGAGGCUCAAAGCGGAGCAGAGAAGGGCGGCCCUGGAGGAGCGGCAGCGGCAGAAGCUGGAGAAGAACAAGGAACGUUAUGAAGCUGCUAUCCAGAGGUCAGUGAAGAAGACGUGGGCAGAGAUCCGGCAGCAGCGCUGGUCCUGGGCAGGAGCCCUGCAGCAGAAUUCCCCUGGACAUAAGACCAAGAGAUGUCAUCUUCAGUUUUUAUUCAGUGGAAGCAGGUGCUCCAUGUCGGCAGUAAACCUGCCUAAACACGUGGACUCUAUAAUCAACAAGCGUCUCUCAAAAUCCUCUGCCACGCUCUGGAACUCCCCCAGUAGAAAUCGGAGCCUGCAGCUGAGUCCUUGGGAGAGCAGCAUCGUGGACCGGCUGAUGACGCCCACGCUGUCCUUCCUGGCCCGCAGCAGAAGUGCCGUCACCCUGCCGGGGAAUGGCAAGGACCAGGUGGUUCCCAUGUGCCCUCGCUCCGCCUCGGCCAGCCCCCUGACUCCCUGCAGCACCCCCCGGAGCCUCCACCGAUGCGCAGGCGCCGAGCGCAGGAAGGCGGCGGGCAGCAGCCCCGCCACCCCCCGACGGCGGCUCGAAGCCUCCCCCGCGCAGAAGAAAAAGGAUAAGAAGGACAAAGACCGGGAGAACGAGAAGGAGAAGAGCGCCCUGGCGAGGGAGCGCAGCCUCAAGAAGCGCCAGUCUCUGCCCGCGCCCCCUCGGACCCGCCUCCUGCCCGCCGCAGAACUCAGCCCCAAGUCUAAGACCCGGCCCUCUUCUCCCUCCACGCCUCGGCACCGGCCAGCCUCCCCCUGCCCCAGUCCCGGCCCGAGCCCCGGCCUGCCUCCCAAGCCUCCCUCCCCCCGGGGCCCCACAGCCACGUCCAAGAGACGGGCCCGGAGAAAGGAGGAGGCUCAGGAGAGCCCCGGCCCCUCUGCGCGGGAAGAGAAGAACAAGGAAAAGGCCAGGGAGGAGGAGAAGGCGCCAGCCGCUGCAGCCUCGCCCUCGCCGGCCGCGCCCCCGUCGGCCAAGGAGCUGCCCAGGGCAGAGCCGGCUAAGGCUCCCGGGGAGCCGCCCUCAGGUACUACCAUCCCAGCUUUGCCCCCAGCCCCCACGCCCCCUCCCACCUCUGGCAAACCCACGGCCGGCACCACGGACCCAGAAGAGGCCACGCGGCUGCUGGCGGAGAAACGGCGCCAGGCCCGAGAGCAGCGAGAGCGGGAGGAGCAGGAGCGGCGGGAGCAGGAGGAGCGGGACAAGAGACUGAGAGAGGAGCAGCUGGCCCGGGAGGCCGAGGCCAGAGCCGAGCGGGAGGCGGCAGCCCGGCGGCGGGAGGAGGAGAGGCAACAGCGGGAAGAGCAGGAGGCCCGCGAGAAGGCCCAGGCCGAGCUCGAGGAGCAGGAGAGGCUGCAGAAGCAGAAGGAGGAGGCUGAAGCCAGGUCCCGGGAAGAGGCCGAGAGGCAGCGGCUGGAACGAGAGAAGCACUUUCAGCGAGAGGAGCAGGAGCGGCUGGAGAGGAAGAAGCGGCUGGAGGAGAUCAUGAAGAGGACUCGGAAAUCGGAGGCUGCCGAGUCUAAGAAGGUGGAUAGGAAGAUUCUCAAUGGGAAGGAGGCCAAAGCCGACCACUCCAGCCCAGAGCCUGAGAAAUUGUCUGAGCCUGAGAAGGUGUCUGAGUCCCUGGCCAAAGGCCUGGAAAAGGAGAUUCUGCCAAGAGAGGGACAGCCUCCUCAGGAGCCUCAGUGGAGCAUGCAGGGGAAAGAGGCAGGGCCACUGGUGAAUGGACUGCAACCAGCUGCUGUGCACCAGGAGAAUGGCUUCUCUCCCAAGGGGACCCCCGGAGAAAAGGGGAGCCCCCUCAGCAGAACUGGGGAGUCUCUGCUGCCUUUUGCUGAGGCUGAGGCCUUCCUCAAGAAAACUGUGGUGCAGCCUCCCCAGGUCACAGAAGUCCUCUAAGGGGCUGCCCCCAGUUCCAGAGCACUGCACUGUGCCUCUGUCCUCAAGCCAGGGCAUCCCAGUGCCCCCACCCCAGGAGUGCCACAGACCCCCCAGGGAUUUCCCCCUGGACAAGGAAGAAGAGAAGACGGGAACAAAAGACAAGACAACUGCUGGAGCUGGGGCUUGGGCGAGGAGCGAGGACCGAGGACGGGAGGGGCGAUGGGGUCUCCCGGUUCCCAGGGAGCAUCCUGUGUGUUGUUUUUAAUCCGCACCUUAUUAGACUGACGAUGUCCCUGGCCUCUGCUGCAGCCAGGCCCUGCCUCCCACACCCCUCCCUCUCUCACACAUCUUCACACCCCUGCCACUGACUGGGUCUCACUUGUAGUAUUUCACUUUUACUCUUGGAAGUGACCUUCUGGGUACAAUGUCUGUGAAUAAUGUAUAUAGCAUGCCUCCCCUCCCUCCUGGGCCCAGUCCUCUCCCCCUGGGGCUGGGCCAGCCCAGGGCUUCACUGGGAGGUUUUUCUCUAUUUAAGGGUAACCAAAGGGCCUCCCCUAGGCUCUUACAAUGAGGGAGUAGCCCCAGUAUGGGGAGAGGGGUGGAAUGGGGAUAUUGGGAACUCAGGGGAGCCUGUACCCACAUCCACCCCAACCUCGGUGUCAGUGUUACAGCAUAUGAACAAACUUAUCCGGAAAUAAAGCCAGAUUCCUGCCAA
Antechinus flavipes (yellow-footed antechinus) is the source of this 3555-nucleotide messenger RNA. It is a transcript of the gene MAP7D1, whose product is annotated as MAP7 domain containing 1. The transcript has 19 exons. The coding region runs from base 372 to 2858 and encodes 828 amino acids. Gene Ontology annotation, cellular component: microtubule cytoskeleton. NCBI's taxonomy places the organism in Eukaryota, Metazoa, Chordata, Mammalia, Dasyuromorphia, Dasyuridae. Gene Ontology annotation, biological process: microtubule cytoskeleton organization. The record is from RefSeq and is a predicted model, not a curated record.